Molecule: messenger RNA, 3638 nt
Organism: Gasterosteus aculeatus aculeatus (three-spined stickleback)
Lineage: Eukaryota; Metazoa; Chordata; Actinopteri; Perciformes; Gasterosteidae
Gene: slc36a1
Product: solute carrier family 36 member 1
Biological process (GO): glycine transport; L-alanine transport; proline transmembrane transport
Cellular component (GO): vacuolar membrane
Molecular function (GO): amino acid:proton symporter activity; L-alanine transmembrane transporter activity; glycine transmembrane transporter activity
Source: RefSeq, a predicted model, not a curated record
UCGGUAGCUGUCAAAUGUUAAAGAUGCUACGUAAGAUGCUAACGUACCGCUACGCGCCCAUGCUAAUAACAGCCUUCUCGUAGGGUUGUUUAGGUCAUCGUAUUUGACCCUAACGCCAGUAACGUUGCCAUUUUUUUUGCCUGUACUUUCUUUCCUGCGUUUGUCUUCCCUCUGAGCGGUCCAUGCUGGACUCCCUGAUCUGCCGGCAUUAGGAUCUGCGAGGCUGGGAGAAACAACGCCCGCAGUCCACCCCACCCAAGAUGAUGGCCACCAGCGACGUGGACACCCGGGGUGAAGGUAGUACUUUGUUUUCCGACCCAAUUCCAUCAGAAAUGGAUGCGCUUUGUCCUUCUCCUCCAGGACCCACCAGACCCCAACGUACCUACGAGAGGAUCGGAGGACGGGAGGGAACCUCCUUCUGUCAGACUCUCAUCCACCUGCUGAAGGGGAACAUCGGCACGGGGCUGCUGGGGCUGCCGCUGGCAGUGAAGAACGCCGGCCUGGUGCUCGGACCCAUCAGCCUGCUGUGCAUGGGGGUCAUAGCGGUCCACUGUAUGAGGCUGCUGGUGAAAUGUUCCCACCACCUCAGUGCCAAGAUGGACCGCCCAUCUCUAAGUUACGGCGAGGCGAUGGAGUACGGGAUGGAGAACGUGUCGUGGCUGAGGAGACACUCGCAGUGGGGAAAACAUACAGUGAACGUGUUUCUAAUCAUCACCCAGCUGGGCUUCUGCUGCGUCUACUUUGUCUUCCUCAGUGACAAUAUCAAGCAGGUGGUGGAAGCCGCCAACACCACCACCUUCAGCUGCCAGAUGAACUACACCAACCAGACCCAGGUCCUGGUGCCGAGCUUCGACUCGCGCCUCUACAUGCUCUGCUUCCUGCCCCCCAUCAUCCUGCUGGUUUUCACCCCCGACCUCCGGUACCUGGCUCCCCUCUCUCUGGUGGCCAACCUGAUGAUGACGGCCAGCCUGGUGCUCAUCUACUUCUACUCGCUCACGAACAUCAAGUAUCCCAUCGACCUCCCCAAAGUGGGCCGAGCUAAGGACUACCCCCUCUUCUUUGGGACGGCCAUCUUUGCCUUUGAAGGCAUUGGCGUGGUUCUUCCCCUGGAGAACAAGAUGGAGAGGCCUCAGGGGUUCAUCCCGGUUCUGUAUUUGGGAAUGGGCAUUGUCACUUUCCUCUACAUCAGCCUCGGCACCAUCGGAUACAUGUGCUUCGGAGAGCACAUAGGAGGAAGCAUCACGCUCAACCUGCCCAACUGCUGGACGUACCAGGUCGUGAAGCUGCUCUACUGCUUCGGUAUCUUCAUUACCUUCGCCCUGCAGUUCUACGUCCCCGCAGAGAUCCUCAUCCCGCCCGUGAUGGAGCGCGUGUCACAGAGGUGGAAGACGCCCGUCAACCUGCUGCUCCGCUCAGUCAUGGUCGUCUUCACGUGCGCCCUCGCCGUCCUCAUCCCGGAGCUGGACCUCGUCAUCUCGCUGGUGGGCUCGGUCAGCAGCAGCUUCCUGGCGCUGAUCUUCCCGCCAAUCCUCGAGCUGCUGACCUUUCACACGGAGGGCGCGCUGUCGCCGCCGGUGACCGCCAAGAACGUGGCGAUCAGCCUGAUCGGGCUGAUCGGGUUCCUGGCGGGGACGUACAUCGCCGUGGAGCAGAUCGUGGCGCGCAACGCGCUGAAGCACGUAGAGACCUUCUCCCCCUUCAGCGUGCAGUGAAAGCGGCGGCGGCGGCGGGGGGGAAAUAACCACUCAAAUGCAAUUUGAUUUCACGUCGUCUUUGUCUCCACUGCCAAAGGAUGUGGCGGCCAUUUUGAAUCCUGAAUCCGUCACACGUGCGAGCGGCAUGCGUCACGAGUUCCCCUCUCAUUUCAUCAUCACGACCUGGAUGUUCGUUUGUGUGCUCAUGAAAGGUAUUAUGAUAAAUAUUGUUCCUUUUAGAGGAUUCAUUUAGAAACAGACUUUCUGGUGUGAAACCAAACUACUUUUCAUAAUGGAAUCAUCUCGUUGAUGCUGAUCUUUAGUGGACUGGUUACACAAACUGCUUCUCAAUUAGAGCGUUUACUCCAUCAAACUCCUUGUUUUUUGUAUAUUUUUUCUUUGAUAUUUGCCUUAUCCAGUGAAACGAUGAAAUACUUUGAGAUGCACAACCCGGACCUUUUGGGUUGAGCAUCAAAACGUUUCUUUUUGUUGGACACAGUUUCAAUUAUAUGAAAGAACCAUUUAGUGUGUGUGUGUGUGUGUGUGUGUGUGUGCGCCAAAUGAGAGAGAGAUUCUGGUGGUAGUUUUUUUUUAUGUUUCUCAUUUUGCCCAUAUGAAAAUAUCUGUGGUCCUUUAUGGGACUAAAAGCGUCCAUGUUUUCAGCUGUUAUGAUCCCUGCACUUUAAACAACCGGACAUCGGUCCGUACAUCACAUAUUAGCGAGUCUCAUAUCGUUAGUGUUGUGUCUUUCCUUUAGCUCGGAAUCCUUUUACGUGGAGAGAACCUGGAUGCUCUUAGUCCUGUUUGGACCGGAGGGGGAGGGACCUGAAUAAGCAUCACAACAACAAAGCAACGUUCACUAAUAAAAUCACUUAAGAGUACCUUUACAAAGAUUCUCCUUUCCUCGUUACACCUUUUUUUCUUUUUACAAAACCAUUUAGAUCAGGCCUAAAAAUGAAACCUCAGGUUUUCUUUACUGGCCCCUCAGGGCUUCCGUGGUAUUUUCAUCCCGAUCGGCUGUGAUGCCGAGCUGCUGGAGACGAUUCCUGAUGUCCGUAUGUACAUAAAAGCUUAAUUUAUCAUAUUUUAAAGGACGGUGAUGCAUCGUAAUAACUCACCAAAUUCAUUCAACGCUGGACUGUCGAGAAAAACUCUAAAGGGAAAGUGGAUGUUAAACUUUGUUCAUGAUGAAUAUUUAUGUAUUUACUGUAUAUUAGAUAAUUAAGCUUUCUUUUUUUUUACGGUCUACAUAUUUUGUUGCCUUUUUUUUUUUUUUUUGCACAGUCCAGACUUAAAAAAAUACUCAACUUCAGAAAAUCACAUUUUCUCAACAAAAAAAGGAAUAAUUGAUAUCAAACCUUCCAUGUAGAUUUUCUUUUAAUCUUUAAAAGUUUUGAUGUAUUAACGGCAUUAAUAAUUGGUAUUUUCUUUCUUCCACGUUAAGCAUUUUUUGAGGUGGUUAAACCUUGAAUUGUUAUUUUAAUUUCAGAAGGCUCUGCUUGUAAAAUGCAUCGAAUGUAACACCGGUGUUGAAUAAAGACCGUUGGUGUUGAUUCAUAAGUCUUUGUUCCUCAGACGCGUACUAAUAAUAAUAAUUCUAAAGCUUCUGCACUGUUGUGUUUAUGUGAAUCAAAGCAAUGUAAAUGUCCACUUAUAAAAUGAUCAUCCUCACUUCCACAGAUCACCUUAUGAUAAUGAUGAUGUGCACCGAAAAAAAGACUAAAUUGACUUUGCUUGCAUUCAUUUAAGGCAAAAAAAUUCACUUACUGCUUUGAUUUAUUAUUUUGAGCAAAUGCAAAAUUCCAGAUCCCCCAUGUUUUAAAAAUCUGCACUACAUAAAUGUUGAGAUUUCUAUUUGAUAAAUGAAUUGUAACUGACCAUUUAAAUGUAAAUUUAAUGCUUUCAUCGCUUAAUUCCUUCAUGAAUAAAUAACAUUAAAAAGUA